This is a messenger RNA of Cryptomeria japonica (Japanese cedar), 924 nucleotides long. RefSeq names its product cysteine-rich receptor-like protein kinase 3. The transcript has 5 exons. The record is from RefSeq and is a predicted model, not a curated record. The coding region runs from base 1 to 924 and encodes 307 amino acids. Gene Ontology annotation, cellular component: plasmodesma. Lineage: Eukaryota; Viridiplantae; Streptophyta; Pinopsida; Cupressales; Cupressaceae.
AUGGCUGGAAGAACGUGGCAAGUAGAGAAUACUGUAAAGCUGAUUAUUUUAUUUCCCAUGUUAAUAAUGGUUCCUAUUAGACCAGAUCCUGAGGCCAGACUUUUAGCCUUCGGAUGCAGCACCAGACCCAGCAACAACGCCACAGUCUCUGAAAAAAAUAUGAACGCGGCUCUGGCAGCCGUAGUGGAAGAUGUCGUUCCAUCUGGAGUUGCUACAAAAAAUGUGGUGGAAGGAACAGAUCUCACAGAUUCAAUAUACGUUCUGGCGCAGUGCAGAAAGGAUAAGUCUUCUGCUGAUUGCGUUGACUGCAUAAAGGCUGCAGAAAAACAAGUUCGCAACUGUUUCAAUGAUAAAUAUUGUGGCGGCAGGGCAACCUACGACGGCUGUUAUCUGCGUUUGGAGAACUCUAAUUUUUACACUAAGUACGCCGACACGGGAAAUAAAAAGGUGUGCGGUGAUACCAAUGCACCCACCUCCAAUUUAAUUUCGGCAAUUGGUCAAAGUUUGAUAAGCGAUCUGUGCACUGCAACUCCAGGAAUAAAGGAUUAUUUGCUGCCCAGACGAGAAAAAGCCCGUCUAAUACGACUAUCUACGGACUUGCCUCCUUAUGGAUUGACUAACAAGCGUGUUAAUCAUGCGUUUUCCAUUGUCGAUUUUACAGUUACUCCUGUUUACAAUGAUUUAUUGACAGUUGAGAUAUUAUCCGUUUUGCUUUUCAGUGAAGAAGCGGAUGUUGAAGUAGAAACGGAACUCCGUGGGCCAGAGGAUAUUAAUUUCAAGGGUACGUUGAAAAAUGACAAAUUUGUGGCAGUAAAGAAGCUGACAUUAGGUCGCUCGGUCCACCCAAUUUCUGAACUCGAAAGAGAAGUGAAAGUCAUUUCUAAUGUUCAUCACAGAAAUCUUGUGCGUUUACUUGGAUGUUGA